Magallana angulata is the source of this 483-nucleotide messenger RNA. RefSeq lists its product as uncharacterized. The coding region runs from base 1 to 483 and encodes 160 amino acids. The transcript has a single exon. The record is from RefSeq and is a predicted model, not a curated record. Lineage: Eukaryota; Metazoa; Mollusca; Bivalvia; Ostreida; Ostreidae.
AUGGAUGAGGAGUUUGACAGUGGAUACCACAGCUUUAGGGACAAUGCCUCCAUCAGUUCCAGUGGCCCCAUUUCCCCUAACUCCACUGCUAUUGAACAACUGCAACAGAAGUAUUUUGAGGAAUCCCGAAUGAAAAAGAAUGUUCUAACUUUGAUGAUCCGGUGUGUGUAUGAGUCCAUCAUGGAUAGUUGUUCAAAACCCUGUGACGUUUUAGAGGCCAGGAACGUGUCGUCUGCUGAAAUUGUGUCAUCUGCUGUCAAGAUUAAACCCACCAAACACCAGUGUCAUGUGUGCGGGGAGACUUACAGAGAAACUAUCACAUUGCUACCCACACCGGCAUCCGGCCUCACAAAUGUUCCAUCUGCGGCAAGGCCUUUACCCAGAAGUCCACUCUGCGCACGUACUUCCGGAUUCACACUGGCGAGAAACCGUACAAGUGCCGAACCUGCACUCGUGCAUUUGCGGACUACUCCACCUGCAUGA